GGUUUCGUAAUUUCGCGGGAAACCAAGCGCGUGAAAAUGGCGACGCUUUUCUCUUAUUUCACGAAAGUUCCCGCAAACAAGUCUCCAAAUGCUGGGGAUCGCCCCGAAACAAACGACAAAACAUCGCCAAAGGGGAAAGCAAAGACGCCGGAGACAAAGAAAGAGGUUAAAACCUCAACCAAGGCAAACGACAGCCAUGUAUUUGUACAAAAGAUAUGUGAUGUUGUUUGGGCUAAGAUGGAAGGACAUCCAAUAUGGCCUGCGAUUGUUUGCAAUCAUCCUAAGCUGAAUAUUCACGCCAGGAGUAAUGAGUACCAUGUGCAGUUCUUUGGGGAGCCUCCGAGUAGAGGAUGGGUUAAAAAGACUCUUAUACAACCCUUUGUCAAGGGGGAGAAUAAGGGGGGUCACAGCCUGGCUAUCAGGGCAGCUGUGGAGCAAGCUGAGAAGGCGUUAGCUCUAUCGUCAACAGAGAGGGAGGGGCUUAUAUGCUGCAUACCAUCAGAUGAGGAGAGUGAGGCUGAGAUGGAAAGGAAUGGGAGUGCUUCUCAAGAGAACGAUUCUGGUGAUGGCAGUACUGAUGAUGAAGUUAAUACUGCCAUGCAAAAAAACAAGAGGCCCAGACGUAAAGCAGCUGUUGGAGGAAUGAAGAAGAGAAAAAGAGUGAUGAUUGAGUCAGACUCUGAUGGAUCAGACGACUUUAAGCCUGAGAGUGAAGAGUCUGAUGACAGUGUUAGCAGUGGUGCGGAGGAGGAAGAGCCCUCUUCUGAUAAUAACAGUGAAGAAGACGAAGAAGAAGAGGAGACUAAAAACACCAAGAAGAGAAAGCGUGGCUCAACCUCAACGCCAAGUUCAAAGAAGGGCAAGCUAGCACCAAACAUGACCUCAAAUCCUACAAGCAACACACCAAAGCCUGCCAAACUAUCAUCCUCACUUGCUACCAAGAUCACCAACUCUGCAAGCAAAGCCGCAACCUCAUUGGCUCGCUUUCAGAUGACAUCAUCUCCUGCUCCGGUGACUGAACCUGAUGAGAAUGGAAACACUGGGGUCUACCUCCAUGAGAAAUUGGAUUGGCUCAAGGAAGGGAAACGGAAAGACAAACAUGGAAGGCCAAUGUUACACCCAGACUAUGAUCCCAAAACACUUUUGGUACCUCAAUCCUAUCUUACCUCAAAAGAUGUCACUCCAGCAAUGAGACAGUGGUGGCAACUAAAAAGUGAACACUUCGACACGGUCUUGUUCUUUAAGGUUGGCAAGUUCUACGAGUUAUACCAUAUGGAUGCCACAACAGGGGUGAAGGAGCUCAACUUGAUCUACAUGAAGGGUAACUUUGCACAUGCUGGAUUUCCAGAGAUUGCAUUUGGACGCUACUCAGACACUCUUAUCCAGAAAGGAUAUAAGAUUGCCAGAGUAGAGCAGACUGAGACACCUGAAAUGAUGAAAGAGCGAUGCAAAAAGAAUAGAACAAACUCUAAGUUUGACCAAGUGGUGAAAAGAGAGAUUUGCGCAGUUACAACAAAAGGAACUAAAAUGUAUAGCUUUCGUGAUGGUGACUGUACAGAGUCAGAGGCUGCAUAUUUACUGGCUGUUGCAGAAAAGGAACUGAGUGAUUGCGGCGGUGAAAGCAUGUAUGGUGUGUGCUUUCUGGAUACUUCUAUUGGCAAGUUUCAUAUUGGUCAAUUCAAGGAUGACAGACAGGCAUCACGUCUUCGCACUCUCAUUGCUCACCACCCCCCUGUGCAGGUUUUAACAUGCCGCGGUAGUUACACUUCCAAGACCCAGCACAUUUUAAGUCAUGAGUUGAUGUCGUCCCUUACAGAGCAUCUUGCACCAGGUAGCGAAUUUUGGGAUGCGAGCAAGACUUUGAAAUUCCUUGCUGAAGGAAACUAUUUCAAGAAUGAUAAGGAUGGCGCCGAUGAAUCCGUUAACUGGCCAGCGAUGCUAAAAAUGAUGACAGAUGGAGACCCUCUUGGGCUCACCCCAACAGAUGGACAUGAGCUUGCUCUGAGUGCAUUAGGAGCUGUCGCAUGGUAUCUUAAGAAAUGCCUCAUAGAAGAAGAGUUGCUUUCAAUGGGUAAAUUCGAGGAAUACAAGCCACUUGACUGUCUAGAUGCACCUCGGAGCAGCACUUUGUCAUUCACACAGGGGCGCCAGCACUUGAUCCUUGAUGACGUCACUUUGACAAAUCUGGACGUAGUGCCAUGUGGUCCUGAUGGUUCUCUUCAAGGAACUCUUCUCGAGCAACUUGACCACUGCAGCACACCUUUUGGAAAACGGCUCUUCAAACAGUGGUUAUGUGCUCCUUUGUGUAAUCCAAUGGCCAUUAACGAUAGACUAGAUGCAAUCGAGGACUUGAUGACAGUGCCUGCUGUUGUUUGUGAUGUCAAGGAAAUUCUGAAAACUCUUCCAGACUUGGAAAGAUUGCUUAGAAAGAUACAUAGCCUUGGGUCUGUGAGAAAAGCGACAGACCAUCCUGAUGGAAGAGCCAUUCUUUACAACGAGGAGACUUACAGUAAGCGCAAGAUCGCUGACUUCCUUUCUGUACUUGAGGGGUUGAAGAGUACUGUGCGCAUUGUCAAGCUGUUCAAGGACCAUGUGUCUGAGUUCAAGUCGAAGCUGUUAAAACAGAUCAUUACCCAAGAUGCACAAGGCGACAAGUCGUCAAACGGUCGCUUUCCACACAUGGAAAGUGAACUAAAAACUUUUCAGGGUGCAUUUGAUCACGAAAAAGCAAAGAAAGAUGGCAUCAUCCUCCCGAAACCUGGUGUCCAGGCAGAUUACGACCAAGCGCUAGAGGACAUCACCUCCUGCAAGGAAUGGUUCAUGAAAUUUCUAGACAAACAGCGCAAUCGACUUGGGUGCAAAACAAUGUGUUACUGGGGCUCGGCUAAGAAUCGCUACCAGCUCGAAAUUCCCGAAUCCGCUCUUGGCCGCAACACUCCUGACGAGUAUACUCUGCAGUCGCAGAAGAAAGGUUUUCGGCGCUUUUGGACGACAGAAAUUGAAGAAAAACUCGCCGAGUUGACAGAAGCAGAGGAGCGUCGCGAUGCAGCACUCAAAGACACCAUGAGAAACCUCUUUCACAGAUUCGACGAACACUAUGACAUGUGGGAUCAAGCAGUUCAGUGUCUUUCUGUCCUCGAUGCGUUACUCAGCCUAAUGACAUACAGUUCCCAUGGUGACGGCACAAUGUGUAGACCUGACGUCAUUUUGCCUGACAUGACACCGGAGGGAAAUCACACGCCCUUCAUAGAGAUCCGAGAUGGUCGCCAUCCCUGCAUCGCUCGUACAUUUACCGGAGAUGACUUCAUCCCUAAUGACACAGUCAUCGGCAUUGGCAACAAGGCAGACGAGUCCGAGUCAGCGGCGAAUGCUCACAGCACAUGCGUACUGGUAACAGGCCCCAAUAUGGGUGGAAAGUCUACCCUGAUGAGGCAGGUUGGACUCAUCACUAUAAUGGCGCAACUGGGAUGCUAUGUGCCAGCCGAGUUGUGCCGUCUGACGCCUGUAGACCGAGUUUUUACCAGACUUGGAGCUCAUGACAGGAUACUGGCAGGCGAGAGUACCUUCUUCGUCGAGCUAAGCGAGACAGCAACCAUUCUACGUCACUCGACACGUGACUCCCUUGUGUUGCUUGAUGAGCUUGGUCGUGGCACCGCCACCUAUGAUGGUACUGCCAUUGCUUGUGCUGUGGUGAGGGAACUCUCCGCUAACGUACGGUGCAGGACACUAUUCUCCACCCACUACCACUCCCUGGUGGAGGAAUUUGCUACUGACCCUAAUGUGCGGCUAGGUCAUAUGGCCUGCAUGGUAGAGAACGAGGACGAGGAGGGCGACCCCAGUAAAGAGACCAUCACCUUCCUGUACAAGUUCGUGAGGGGCGACUGUCCUAAGAGUUACGGCUUCAACGCAGCGCGGCUAGCAGGGAUUCCUGGUCAGAUUAUUACGGUAGCAGUACAGAAAUCCAGGAAAUUUGAAGAAACUAUGGAUCAAGUCAAGAUGUUUAGAGAGAUUCUGACACACACUCAACGCGUCACCAUCAAAAAAAGGCUUCUCUCAUUAAAAGAGAAAAUCAAGCUUUGAUUAAUUAGAAGUAAGACAGCUAUGAAAGGCUUAGCUUAACGGAGGUACUUUCUGUAAAAAUAUCGCCUCAGGUUAUGAAUAAAUAGGUUUAUAACUUUUUUCACUCAAAGUUAAAAGUUAAAAAAAAAACAUAAAAAGAGGGAAAAACAAAUAGUAUAGAUAGAAGGUCAUACGUCAGUAUUCACAACAUAGAUAAUAUUAUCUAGUGAAAUUGAGAGCAUAUGCGAUAAUGUCUCAUGAGGGAGAAAUGUGUUGGUAGAUUGCAACCGCUAAUUCACAUGUUAUAUCCAGUUGACUGAAAUUUCAGUGUCGGCACUAAAAAGAACAUCCUUAAGUAAAUGAUUCUCGCGAUGGUACUCGUGCAUUGUAAUUUAUCCGCAGGAAUCCUUAUUUCUUUUUUUUUUUUAAACCCGACUUGAGCGCAAUUCAAUUCCAGCCGACAAUUCCAGCCGACACCAACAUUGGAGCUUUUACCGACGUUUGUAUCACAAGUAUUGCGUGGUUAAUGCCUACUGAAAUAAAUAAUUUUAAUUUUUGUAGCCACUUUGGAAAAGUCUAAGCAUACACCAUUGUGGUGCAAAUGUUAUUUGAUUAAAAAAUAUUGAAAUAGAA
Molecule: messenger RNA, 4692 nt
Organism: Nematostella vectensis (starlet sea anemone)
Lineage: Eukaryota; Metazoa; Cnidaria; Anthozoa; Actiniaria; Edwardsiidae
Product: DNA mismatch repair protein Msh6-like
Exons: 39
Coding region: 37-4080 (1347 amino acids)
Biological process (GO): mismatch repair
Cellular component (GO): nucleus; MutSalpha complex
Molecular function (GO): mismatched DNA binding; ATP binding; ATP-dependent DNA damage sensor activity
Source: RefSeq, a predicted model, not a curated record